Messenger RNA from Aspergillus caelatus, 1464 nucleotides. RefSeq lists its product as uncharacterized. The record is from RefSeq and is a predicted model, not a curated record. NCBI's taxonomy places the organism in Eukaryota, Fungi, Ascomycota, Eurotiomycetes, Eurotiales, Aspergillaceae. Bases 121 to 1239 code for a protein of 372 amino acids. The transcript has 7 exons.
UCUUGGCUGAGAUUUAAUCCCCGGUGGUCCGAAAGUUAUCAUAUGUAACCUUGCGUGCGCCCAUUUGGGGUGCGACUUCCCUGGGGGCUUAACAACCCGGUCUGGCGAUGCAGAGAAACCAUGUCCCAGUUCCAUGUUGAAUCGUGGAUUUGGUAUGGGGUCACGGUAUUCAUAAUAAUUCUGCGAUUCAUAUCGCGACUGCUGUUGGUGAAAAGCCUGAAGAGCUUACAAGUGGAGGAUUAUCUAAUGCUCGUAGUAUUGUGUUUCUACACGGGGUUGGUAGUCACAUUGAAUCGAAUCGAACAUGCGCAUACGAAUUUAAUGAAACCGGGCGACGAAGCGCAUUUGACACCGGAGUCGAUCGAGGACCGCAUUUAUGGUAGCAAACUGGUGUUGGCAACUGAGCAGUGCAUGCUAGCGACAAUCUGGGGAUGCAAAGGGUGUCUUCUUCUCCUCUACGCCAGGUUGACGGAAGGAAUUAAGCAACAACUGGCCGUCAAGAUCCUGGCUGGUUAUGUGGUUGGGUCAUACAUUCUCUUGGAAAUCCUCUACUUCGGUGUUUGGUGUCGGCCAUUCCAUAAUUACUGGGCUGUUCCCACACCCAACGAACAAUGUUCGACGGCGACACAUCACCUUAUCAUGACAAUGGUCUUCAAUAUUUCGUCAGACAUUCUCAUGAUGUGCAUUCCGCUGCCGCUCCUCAUAUCGGCUAGUUUGCCACUACGCAGUAAAAUCACUCUAGUGGGUGUAUUCAGCAUGGGAACCUUCAUUAUCCUAUGCGCCACUCUCAGCAAAGUCUACAGCUUCAAAGAUCCCUUCAGCCCCCAAUGGCUCUUCUGGUACGUUCGCGAGGCCAGCACUGCCGUCUGCGUCGCCAACAUCCCCAACUGUUGGAGUCUGGUUCGCCGCGUCUUCAACCUGAGUUCCUGGACCGGUAGUUCGCACAGCAAAGGCAGGACACACCACUACACCCCCUACGCAUAUGGAACUGGAACGCAUAGUAGGACGAGACGACACACAUCCUCACAGAAAAAGAACCUCUGGACAUCCGUCACCAUGUCCGGAGUACGGAAGACGGAAAGUGCGGAGGAAAUUAUCAAAGAAGACCCUGAGCAGCAAGCCCACCAAGGAAUCCCACUCGAAAUCUGGCACCAAACCAGCAUCCACGUCACAGAAGAACUGCCCAGGCCUGAUGAUAUCCAUAAGGGUGCCACUACAACAGCUCCAGGUCGGGAAUAGACCCCGGGCUUGGGGCUGAACUAAUGAUAGAUAAUCAAAAUAAAGAGGUAAUGAUAAUAUCGCCGAUAGACCAGUCUACAGUCCCGCAGCCCCGUAGUUGGAUCAAUAGAGUGAGCUUCUCAGGGGUCACUAUCCCAAACCCCUUGAAUUAUCUAUUCAAUGUAGCUUGCUCACAAACAAAAGGCCAGUGGCGGUCGUAUAGCUUCGUAUACGAACAAGCUCAAG